AUGCCUCGUGGUCAAAAGAGUAAGCUCCGUGCCCGUGAGAAACGCCAACAUGUCCGAGGUGAAACCCAGGGUCUCAAGGGUGCUCAGGCCACUGCAGUGGAGGAGGAAGGGUUCCCCUCUUCCUGUCCUGUUUUGGGGGAUGCUCCCGAGAGCUCCCAUGUUGCUGGCAUUUUGCAGGAGUCUGAGAAAGCCUCAGCCACCACCACUCCUGCUGCAGCAGCGAUUUUAUGUAAAAAGUCUGAUGGAAGUGCCAAGAGCCAAGAUGAGGAAAGUCCAAGCCCCUCUCAGGCAACACCUUCCACUGAGAGCUCACGUAAAGAUCCUCUGACCAGGAAGGCAAGCAUGUUGGUGCAGUUCUUCAUUGAGAAGUAUAAAAUGAAAGAGCCCAUUAUGAAGGCAGACAUGCUGAAGCUUAUCAACAGAAAGUAUAAACAGCAAUUUCCUGAGAUCCUGAGGAGAGCCACUGAGCGCAUGGAGCUGAUCUUUGGCCUUGAAUUGAAGGAAACUAACCCCAGCAAUAACUCCUAUGACCUCAUCAGCCAGCUGGAUGUCACCAAAGGAGGAAGUCUGUGUGGUGGCACGGGUUUGCCCAAGACAGGUCUCCUGAUGACCCUCCUGGGCAUGAUCUUCGUGAAUGGCAACCGGGCCACUGAGAAAGAUAUCUGGGAAUUCCUGAAUGCAUUGGGGAUCUACGCUGGGAGGAGCCACGUACUCUUUGGGGAGCCCAGGAAGUUCAUCACCAAAGAUUUAGUGCAGGAUAAGUACCUGGAGUACCGGCAGGUGCCCAACAGUGAUCCUCCAUGCUACGAAUUCCUGUGGGGUCCCAGAUCCCAAGCUGAAACCACCAAGAUGAAAGUCCUGGAGUUCAUGGCCAAGUACAACGAUACAGUUCCCAGUUCCUUCCCAGCUCUGUAUGAAGAGGCUCUGAGAGAUGAGAAAGAGAGAGCCGGAGCCAAAGUUGCAGCCACUGCUAGUUCUACUGUUACAGCCAGUGCAUCUUUCAGGGCCAAGUCUAGUAGAUUCUCUAGCAUCUAG
Trichechus manatus latirostris (Florida manatee) is the source of this 1035-nucleotide messenger RNA. RefSeq names its product melanoma-associated antigen B1-like. NCBI's taxonomy places the organism in Eukaryota, Metazoa, Chordata, Mammalia, Sirenia, Trichechidae. Gene Ontology annotation, cellular component: nucleus. The record is from RefSeq and is a predicted model, not a curated record. The coding region runs from base 1 to 1035 and encodes 344 amino acids. The transcript has a single exon. Gene Ontology annotation, biological process: negative regulation of transcription by RNA polymerase II.